AGGAUACACCUUACAGCGGACGCAGCAGAGAAUCAGUGAAUAUAGACAUGACUCCUGCAUGAUAUUUAAUAUGACAGCGAGCGGUGGAUAUGGGACGUAGGGUGUGUGUGGUGUUAAAGGUGACAUUCCCAUGGCCAGAACUAGCGCGGACGGGCUGCUGCUCCGCAAGAACAACAGCAAACUGGACUCUUUUCUCAAAAGGAACACCAGUCGGGAUGUGUACGAGCGGAUCCGGGUCUACGAGCCGUGUGUGGUGGUUUCGGGCUCGGUGAAGAAGGUUUUCAUGCAUGUGAUCUUGAGCGAUGAGCGCGUCUAUUUGAGCGAGUAUCACCCGCGGGCGCUGCGAGAAGCGCUCAGCUUCAGACACAUCAAGAGCAUCGAGCUGAUCAAUGAUUUGCCUGAUUUCCUCAGCGGACAGGAUCGUGAGCGCUCACUGCACAUCCGUGUUGUUCAUACCUCAAAGAAUCCUGGGAAAAAGAGCAUAAUACCCAAAGGAUCCGGUCAGAAUAAGCCAUCAUUUCCAUUGCAAGGACGCAACUCGAGUGCCCGUCAUUCUCUGGAGGGUGUGAGUCCCGUUCUCCUGUCAUCUGAGUCCUCGAGCUGGAGAAUCUCUCCCACAUCAAUGAGCGAUGGCAGUCUGGAGGAAGAAGGAGGCAGCGUUAUUCCGAAGAGGCGUUCAGCUUCCUGCCCGAACCCGGAUGUUUCGCGUCUGGCUGUGUUUAACACGUCUCCCACUCACUCCUCCAGCUCCAGUACACCUCCUCUGCCCGACAUCACCAAUAACCAGAGUCAUAGAGCUUCAGUCCCGACAACACUGACGAAGAGAACAACAACAGAGAAGCAGGAGGAGGAGAAAGAGGAAGAGGAGAAGGAGGAAGAGUUACACCUUUAUGCUGUUUCUCCAUCAUCACGAAUAUACCUUCACCUGCAGAGCUCCUGGAGCAGCUACAUCAUACGAUCAACUUUGAUGCUGGACCCAGUGUACAGGAAGAGAUGUGGCAUUUCAUCCACUUCUCCUCAGAAACAGAAAUAUCACCAAAUCAGCUGGGAACGGACGUGUCACUUGUUCAGUCAGUUGAGCGGAGAGCUACUGCAGGAGAACAUCAGCCUGGAGAGUCUGUAUUUGCUCCUGCAGGAGCUGCACACGGCCACGUGCCGCAACCCCACCAUCAAAAAACUCUUCUGGAGGUCACCAGACCUCUGUCCUUUCCUGGUGAAAACGCUGGCUGAAAGUUCUCAGGGCAGCCAGGAAGGAGUUCACACAGCAGACAGACUUCUGCUUUGCACUCUGGUGGUUCAGAUAUUAAGCCUGAUGUUCAGAGAAACAGAGAUCGAACCGGCGAGGCUCAGCAUGCUGACAGCCAAACAGGGAGCUCUUACAGAGAAUAUGCUGCUGGCUUUAGUGUGUGAUCCGGAUCUCCGGCUGCCAGACGCUCCUAACGCCUCCAAAUCUUCAAUUAAUAAGCUGCAGCGUCUGCAGGCGGACUAUCUGGAUGCGGCAUCAGCGCUGCUGUUUGAGGUGGUUGUGCUCUGUCAGGAGGCUAGUCGCACACCUGCUCUGGGACAUUUCCUCACUAUCAGCUGGGUGUUUCGGUUGCUUAAACCACAUCUAUUUUUACUCCCGUUCGUCGGCUAUCAGGCCCAGCAGGUGGUUCUGGUUCUCUCAGGUCCUCAGUAUCCACUCAGCCCGUCUCAGGCAGUUCUCCUGUACCAGCGAUGCCGUGUUUUGUUAGCCUGUCUGCAGCACAGCACCUCUUUGAGCAAAUACAUCCGAACGGGAUUCAAGGAGGAGUUCAGGUAUUAUGUGAAAAUGUCAGGGCUGGAGGACAAACUGCCUCAUCAGUACCCCAUCAGUCAACCUGCCCAGCGCCUUCUUUCCCAGCUCCUCAGUCUCGUUCUGCAGAAACCCUGAGAUCUCGCUCUUUUGGAUUUUAAUUUCUUAUUCCUGCAGACAGACGUGGACAUAUGCCUUUGAAUGAACAUGCUGCACUUUAGGAUUGAAUUCUUGUCUGAAGUCUUGUAUUGUGUCUUACUGUGUGUUAAACAGAGACUGCGUGAUUUUACUCUGUUUAGCAUAUCGCCUUUGUCUACACUCAGGAUUAUCAUCACUGUAAUGUGUGUAAAACAUUGGAAAUUUGAUUGAAAGUCAAUGCAGAGCACAUAAACAUCACUGAAUAUUUAAUAUAUUGAACUAUUUAUAAAAUAAUACACUUUUCAAUAAAUUCAGGUUUGGCAGGUCACUCCAGUAUAUAAAACUGAUCACAGUAUUAUGAUAUUAAUAUCUAAUUCAUAUUUCUUACAUUUACUGUAACUAAAGCCACUGGUACAGAUGCACUUAUUUAUUUUUUGUUUUUGGUUUGGAUGCACUUAUUCUAUAUAAGACUGUACUGAUUUUCAGGAACUCUAUGUACCUCAAAGCCUCAAAUUAAAAACAAAUAUUUUAAAUAAA
This is a messenger RNA of Labeo rohita (rohu), 2449 nucleotides long. RefSeq names its product chromosome 4 C12orf56 homolog (gene c4h12orf56). NCBI's taxonomy places the organism in Eukaryota, Metazoa, Chordata, Actinopteri, Cypriniformes, Cyprinidae. Bases 131 to 1912 code for a protein of 593 amino acids. The record is from RefSeq and is a predicted model, not a curated record. The transcript is spliced from 13 exons.